CCUAAGACGAACAACUUCUCCUGUUCUCCACUUCCCUUUUUCAAUCUUAUCCUUAUCUUCUUUACUUGUUCUAUUUCGCUUCUAAUCUAAUCGUCCAAAGAAGGCGAUAAAUUAAUCAUUAGAUCUUCUUGUUUAAUUUCUCGAGAUCCUCGUCGAUAAACAGAUUCUCGAAAUUCUAGAGUUGUUAUUAUUCAUUAACCAAAGAGAAAUGUCAAUGGACGGAGUUAUGACAUGAGAAAUCUCAACCAAUUCUCUCGAUUCCUCGUUUAUCAUUCCGUAUCCGUCGUGAUUCUUCACUGGUUUUACGUCUUUUCUUGAACAAUUUUUUUUUUUUUUUUUUUAACUUUAUCGCAAGUGUUAGGACAAACAAACAUGGCAAACGCAGAGAAGACAAGUUCAGGUUCCGACAUAGACGAGAAGAAGAGAAAACGCAAGUUGUCAAACCGCGAAUCGGCUAGGAGAUCGCGUUUAAAGAAACAGAAACUAAUGGAAGACACGAUCAACGAGAUCUCGAGUCUGGAGAGACGAAUCAAAGAGAACAGCGAGAGAUACAGAGCGGCGAAACAGAGGCUGGACUCGGUCGAGUCGGAGAACGCGGUUCUUAAAUCGGAGAAAACGUGGCUUUCGAGCUACGUCAGCGAUUUAGAGAAUAUGAUCGCCACGACUUCCUUAACGCUCACGCAGAGUGGCGGCGAUGAUCAGAACGCAAACGCGGAAAUAGCGGCUGGAGAUUGUAGGCGUAGACCAUGGCAAUUGAGUUGUGAUUCUCUACAACCAGUUACGUCCUUCAAGACAUGAGCUUUGUGUAUUACUCCCUCUGUUUCAUUAUAGUUGGUUUUCUAGAUUUUUUUUCUUGUUUCAUAAUAUUUAAUUUCCUAUAUCUAAUUAAUGCAAAUUUCUUCUUUAAGUUGAAUGAAUCAUUAAUAGUUUUACAAAA
This is a messenger RNA of Eutrema salsugineum, 937 nucleotides long. RefSeq names its product basic leucine zipper 1. Gene Ontology annotation, molecular function: DNA-binding transcription factor activity; transcription cis-regulatory region binding. Bases 373 to 798 code for a protein of 141 amino acids. The record is from RefSeq and is a predicted model, not a curated record. Gene Ontology annotation, biological process: positive regulation of DNA-templated transcription. The transcript has a single exon. Gene Ontology annotation, cellular component: nucleus. Lineage: Eukaryota; Viridiplantae; Streptophyta; Magnoliopsida; Brassicales; Brassicaceae.